AUGUCCGUGUACAAUCAUCGGCCAAUGGUCCCAGCGCCUCAAAGUCGCAUUGUGGAGAUGCUUGAUGCUAUUCGGGGCGAGUUUGAUCAGCUUGCGAGAGAGGUGUAUAUGAACAAGUCAGAAAGGGACAACAUCGAACACAAAAUGGCUACGCAAUUGCAGGAGAUGCAUAACUUUCAGCAAAACCUAUUGGAUUUUGAGCGACAGCAGCAAGCAAUGAAGAAGCAAUAUGAAGAUGAGAUUGCUCGUCUCCGCCAACAAUUGGAGAUUGCUCAAAUGCGUUCAGGCCACAGCGGAAUGCCACCCAACACCAAUGCCGCUGCUGCUGCAGGUAGCGGACAUCCACAGCCACCAUCGUCACAAGCACCACCACCGCCACAGCAACAACAGCAACAGCAGCAGCAACAGCAACAACAUCAACAGCAACAACAACAACAACCUCCUAGCAUUGGUCCUGGAUCUAAUUAUUUUGGUGGUAUCAUGAAUGCGAAUGGCAACGGCACUAGUCAAGGACCUCCUUUAGUGGCACCUACACAAAUGGUCGAUCAUCCUCAUCCUUCGUCACAUGGUGGAUAUCCCCCUUCAUCCCAAGCACCAGCCACUGUUCCUCAUGGAUCUGCACCAGGUUAUAUGAAUGGAUCAGGAAAUCAACAAGGAUAUGGUGGAUAUCCUCCUCGUGGUCCUGCUCCUGGUACACCAUCAUCAACACAUGCUACUACACCCAUGUCUGUGGAUUCUGGUUCUGCUGUGACACCAAAGCGUAAAUCACUUCCAUCUGGACCACCACCACCACCAUCAGGUUCAGCACCACCACCACAAGCACCACCUCCUUCUCAAGCACCACCUCCAUCCGGUGCCAUGGUGCCACCUCCACGUCCUAAAUCUCAAAUGGGCAUGUCAGGUUCUGGUACCCUCGCUGAUGUCGACCCUGAAACGGUACCCGCCAACAUGAAGGUAGAAGGUCGUGAUUGGUUUGCAUUAUUUAAUCCAAAGACACCACGAUUCCUCAAGGUUGAUUUGGUACAUAAUUUGGAUCAUUCAAGUGUGGUAUGCUGUGUCAAAUUCAGUGCCGAUGGUCGAUGGAUGGCGGCAGGUUGUAAUCGCGCAACUUACAUUUAUGAUGUUGCCACUGGUGACUGCACAAGUGUAUUGAAUGACGAGAAUGCCCAAAAAGAAGGCGAUUUAUAUAUUCGUUCGGUGUGCUUUAGCCCUGAUGGCAAAUACCUUGCAACCGGUGCCGAAGAUAAAAAGAUUCGCAUUUGGGACAUUGCUCGAAAUCGUAUCCGCAACACAUUUAGUGGACAUGACCAAGACAUUUAUUCUCUUGAUUUCAGCCGUGAUGGACGUGUUAUUGUAUCUGGUUCAGGCGAUCGUACUGUGCGGAUAUGGGAUAUGCAUGAACAAAAGCUGAUGCACGUGAUUCCUAUUCAAGAUGCAGACCAAAAGGAUCCUGGUGUUACUAGCGUGGCCAUUUCUCCUGAUAGCCGUUUGGUGGCAGCUGGUAGUCUUGACAAGAUGGUGCGUGUGUGGGAUAUUCAAACAGCACAACCAUUGGAGCGUCUUGAAGGACACAAGGAUAGCGUGUAUUCAGUUGCAUUCAUGCCCAAUGGAAGGACUUUGGUGAGCGGUAGUUUGGACAAGACAAUCAAGGUGUGGCAACUAGGCACUGGCACUGAUAGUCGAGGCUAUAACAUGGAUCGAGAUCGCAAAGGUCCUUGUCAAAUGACGCUUACCGGCCAUAAGGAUUUCGUCUUGUCAGUUGCGUGUACUCCUGAUGGCAAUUGGAUUGUAUCUGGUUCCAAAGAUCGUGGUGUUCAAUUCUGGGAUUAUCAUACUGGACAAACCCAAUUCAUGCUUCAAGGACACAAAAACUCGGUGAUUUCGGUUGCCAUCAGUCCUUCGGGUCGACCGUUAUUUGCUACUGGUUCUGGUGAUAAUCGAGCGAGAAUUUGGUCUUAUGAACCAUACUCGUAA
Messenger RNA from Lichtheimia ornata, 1974 nucleotides. RefSeq lists its product as uncharacterized. NCBI's taxonomy places the organism in Eukaryota, Fungi, Mucoromycota, Mucoromycetes, Mucorales, Lichtheimiaceae. The coding region runs from base 1 to 1974 and encodes 657 amino acids. The transcript is spliced from 9 exons. The record is from RefSeq and is a predicted model, not a curated record. Gene Ontology annotation, molecular function: protein binding.